UUCAUAUAUCUAUAACUAGUUUAACUGCUACCGUUGUUGACAAGAACAAUUAGUAUUACCGUACGGUUUGCAUAAUGACAGAGAGUAGCGACGGAAUUGCUUCCAGUCCGGAAUCCUAUCUUGAAAGAUUCCAAGUCCUGUUAUAUUUAGAAGAUAGCAUCUCUCAGCUUCUAGAAUACAAAGAUGAUAACCCAAAAGUGAAUGUAAUUAAAUUUAUGAAUGAAUAUUUCCAGAGCGUAAAGAAUGGUACUCAUGUCAUGUUCCGAGAAUUUGAAUUCAUUAAUGCUACACUACACAACAGAAAAUCUUUCAUUAAAUUGUUCUGGAAAUGUUUUCAGCAAGUUGGGAAGAAAGGAGAUUUACUUACCAUACAAGAAUACCAUUCAUUGAUCUGUCUGCUGUGUUCUGACUUUCCUUUUGAAUUAGUACAGAAAACUGCUCGCAUUGUAAUGUUGGACGAUGCACUGGAGUAUCUGAUCUCUUUCACCGAUUUCCUUUAUGCCUUUCAAAUACAGUUCUGUUAUCAAGAAUUCAUCGAAAAAUGUCGAGAGAUUUAUUCCGUGCUUUGCAGCCAACGUAGUCCACGUGACCCGGUUGUGGUUCCCACCUCCGAUUUAGCCAAUGUCCAGUCAACUCCAGCCAAUAAUGCACCACCAGCAGAUGGCGUUGAGACAGCAAGCUUACUGCGAGCGGUUGGUCAUCUUUGCAAGACCAGUAAAAUAAGCUCUCCUGCACCUGAUGUCCUCCAAGAUAUUUUAACACCAAUGGCAACUGUUCGAGUGUCCUUUUAUGAAUUUCUAAUGAUAUUGGCAAAGAGUGAAACAGUAAACAACUCAUUAGGGAUCUUGCCAAGCAGAUUGAAAGUAUUUGAAAAUAAUGAUACAUGUAAUUCCUUUCGGAUUCCAGCGUAUCACCUGCACACUUCAACUGGACGAUUCACCAAGAAUUAAGAGUUGGUGAAAAAGAACUUCAUUUCCAAAUUGUUAUGGCUGUCAAUGAAAACCAUAAAAAUCUGAAAUAUAAUUUUCUCCAUAUUCAUUAGUGCUGAUACUAAUUGUUGGUUAAUUGCAGCAUCCAGUUAGCAUUGUUUGGCAAUAAAUGAACCUUAUAAUUAUUGUGGUUUUCUAAGUGCAACUGAUCAACUGAUGUAUUUACCAAACUAGUGACACUCAAUAAAUGUGUUCUGUCUUAA
Messenger RNA from Octopus bimaculoides (California two-spot octopus), 1192 nucleotides. Its product is annotated as centriolar satellite-associated tubulin polyglutamylase complex regulator 1. NCBI's taxonomy places the organism in Eukaryota, Metazoa, Mollusca, Cephalopoda, Octopoda, Octopodidae. The record is from RefSeq and is a predicted model, not a curated record.